This is a messenger RNA of Centropristis striata (black sea bass), 2872 nucleotides long. Its product is annotated as protocadherin alpha-8-like. The transcript has a single exon. Bases 473 to 2872 code for a protein of 799 amino acids. Gene Ontology annotation, molecular function: calcium ion binding. Gene Ontology annotation, biological process: homophilic cell-cell adhesion. The record is from RefSeq and is a predicted model, not a curated record. NCBI's taxonomy places the organism in Eukaryota, Metazoa, Chordata, Actinopteri, Perciformes, Serranidae. Gene Ontology annotation, cellular component: plasma membrane.
GAUAUCCCCACGUGUCAGUGAGAUUUAUUUUCUACGUAUAAGAGGAAGGUUUUGUGUUUUAAAAUCAGCACCCUUAUCAAUUUCCAUUCACAAGACCAGUCUUGGCGACUGAUUCGACAUAAAAUAAUAAUAAUUUGACAUGAAAACGCAAUCUACAAAUCAGAUAAUGUUCUUAUGGUUUUGAUUUUCUGCAGUGAUGCAUUACAUCGCAUGGUGUCAGUAUAAUAGAAAAAGUCAGCAUUGCAUGCGCUUGUCGUCAGCGUAUUUGGGUUCCACCUCUUGAUAGCUUCCUCAGUUCGACAUGAACACGGUCGUUUCUCAGCUUACUGCUGCCUUUGGAAAUACUCUGUUUGUCUUCAUGUCUGUCGCUGUAAGAAGAGGAUAAAUAUUAUCACACGUGGAGCUGUUGUUUGCGCUCAUUGCAAUGCAGUUUUGUUAUUGUGAAUGAUUAUUGAUGAUAUCGGGUUGAAACAUGGAACAAAGAAGAUGCGAGAGACGAAGGGAGCGAGGAUGUUUGCUCGGCUGCGUGGUUGCUGUGCUGUUGUGGAGCGUGGCCUCGGCACAAAUAAGAUAUUCCAUCUCUGAGGAAGUUAACGAAGGAACUGUGGUUGGAAAUAUAGCCAAGGAUCUAGGGUUGGAUAAAAACACAUUGAAAGACAGGAAGUAUCGGAUUGUUUCUAGUAAUGCCGAGCCUCUUUUCCAUGUCAAUCAAAACGAUGGCAUCCUGUAUGUGAGCAGGAAGAUUGACAGAGAAGAGGUGUGUGCGCAGAGCAGUACGUGUUUAAUAAAUCUGAAAACCGUUCUAGAAAACCCACUGGAGGUUCACUACGUUGGAGUGGAAGUUUUGGAUGUGAAUGAUCAUUCUCCCAUUUUCCCAGAGAGAGAGAAAACGUUGGAGAUUUUCGAGUCCGUGUUACCUGGAGUACGUGUCCCACUACAACAAGCACGAGAUCCAGACGGUGGACCUUUCUCUGUUCAGCAGUAUAAACUCACACCCAAUGACCAUUUCCGUUUGGAAGUUAAGGACAAGGGAGAAGAUGGUAAACUGCCUAUAUUAAUUGUGCAAAAAUCUUUAGAUAGAGAGACAGCGGGACGCCAUUCUUUGGUGCUUACAGCACUGGAUGGAGGGAAACCUCCGAAAUCUGGCGAAAUGUAUAUUCUCGUAAAUGUUUUGGAUAUUAAUGAUAACGCGCCUGUUUUCUCUCAAGAUCAAUAUUCUGUUAUGAUCGAUGAAAAUGCUCCGGUGGGUACAACAGUCAUACAAGUAAAUGCAACUGAUUUAGACGAGGGCUCAAACGGCGAAGUAGUUUACUCAUUUAGCAGUAUUGUGAACCGUAGGUUAUUAAAGCUUUUUGACAUCAACCCAUCCACGGGUGAAAUAUGUGUUAAAGACUCAAUAGACUAUGAGGAAAAGGACAAAUAUGAGAUUGAAAUUCAAGCAUCCGAUAAAGGAUUUGCUCCACUGGCUACACAAAAAAGCGUAAUAAUUAAAAUAGUUGACGUUAAUGAUAAUGCACCAGAGAUUGAAGUUACCUCGUUUUCAAGUUCAGUCCCUGAAGACUCCAGACCUGGAACUGCAGUAGCUCUAAUCAGUGUCAAUGACUUGGACUCUGGUCUAAAUGGAAAAGUUAUUUGCUCCAUAAAUGCGGAUGCUCCAUUUAUGUUACAACCAUCCUUACAAGAUAAAAUGUAUUCAUUAGUGACAAAAUCACCUCUGGACAGAGAGAAACAGUCACAUUAUGAACUGACAAUAACUGCAAAAGAUGCUGGUCAGCCUCCAUUAUCAUCUGAGAAGACAAUAAGCGUUGUGGUGGCAGAUGUGAAUGACAACAGUCCAGAGUUUGCACUGAGUCCUUAUACUUUCUAUGUGACUGAAGCUAAUGAACCAGGAGCCUCUGUGUUUUCUGUUAGAGCUUCUGAUCGAGAUGAGAACGACAACGCUCUUAUUUCAUAUCAUAUUCUCAGAGAUGGCAGAGAAGAAAAUAAAUUAGCUUCAUUUCUCAACAUAAACACUGAAAAUGGAGAUAUUUCAGCGCUGAAAAGUUUUGACUUUGAAACACUGAAAACGUUCCAGUUCCAAGUUGUCGCCACAGAUUCUGGAACUCCGUCACUAAGCAGCAACGUCACAGUGAACGUGUUCAUUCUGGAUCAGAACGACAACGCUCCAGUCAUCCUGUAUCCAGUCAGCUCUAACGGUUCUGCUGAAGGUGUGGAGGAGAUUCCCCGCAAUGUGAACGCAGGACACUUGGUGACUAAAGUCAGAGCCUAUGACGCUGAUAUAGGAUAUAACGGCUGGCUACUGUUUUCACUGCAGGAAGUUACUGACCACAGUCUCUUUGCUUUGGACCGCUAUACAGGACAGAUCAGAACACUUCGCUCAUUCACAGAGACAGACGAGGCUGAGCAUAAACUGAUCAUACUGGUGAAAGACAAUGGCAACGUUUCUCUCUCAGCAACAGCUACUGUGCUUGUCAAAGUUGUGGAGCCCAAAGAGGCUUUUGCUGCUUCUGAUGUUAAAAGUGCAACAAGAGAUGAGGAGGGGACUGAUGUGACUUUUUACCUCAUGAUAACUUUGGGAUCAGUUUCUGUACUUUUUAUCAUCAGUAUCAUCGUGUUGAUUGCAAUGCAGUGCUCCAAAUCCACAGAGUAUACUUCUAAAUAUCUACAAGAGACUAAUUAUGAUGGGACACUGUGUCACAGCAUCCAGUACAGAUCUGGAGACAAACGCUACAUGUUAGUUGGACCCAGAAUGAGUAUAGGAUCUACUAUAGUCCCGGGCAGCCAUGCCAACACACUAGUGCUCCCUGACAGGAGACGGCCAUCUGGAGAGGUAAGACUUUUGCUUGUAAAAACCGUGGCAGAGUCACAAUAG